AUGGUGAGUAAAGAGCCCGGCAGAUGCCUCCUCGCAGCUCCCGAGAGCGAAGCGGAGCCCGCGGCGUCGCUGGCCCUGGAGAUGCGCUACGCGCUGGACGCCAGCCGGCAGAUCAAGAAGAGGAACAAAGCCCUGCAGGUGCGCUUCAAAGACAUCUGCGAGGCCCAGAGCGAGCACAGGGACCGGCAGCUGAGCUCCGGGCCGCCGGCCGAGCGCAGGGAGGCCAAGGCCGUGUGCUACCGGGCCGCCGCCUACCGCAAGUACAUGACGGUGCCGGCGCGCAGGUCCAUCCCCAACGUGACCCGGAGCACCGGGGUGCAGACGUCGCCGGACCUCAAGAAGUGCUACCAGACCUUCCCGCCCGACCGCAAGAAAGGCAGCGGCGCCAAGAGCCACGACAACGGCUUCCUGAUCGACGUCCAGGACCCGAGCGAGGGGAGGGCCUCGGGGGAGGCGGCUCCGGGCGGCCCCGCCCACCCCCACGCCCACACCAACAAUGUGGAGCGCUCCCCCAGCGACUCCUGCUCCGAGCCCUGUAAGAGCCCCGCGGGGGACAGCUGCGGCACAGGCCGUCCCCUCCACAACUCCCCCGAGCCCGCCCCCGGGGAGGCCGAUGACCAGCCCGAUGACAAAGCCAGGCCGGACGCCGAGGACGCCCAUCCGUCCACACAAGGCAGAGUGUUCAAGACCGAAGUGGCGGCCCUUUACUUACCCGCGUCGGGCUCGGCGGCGGAGAGCGAGUGGUCCCUGUGCCCCGCCGCCGAGGACGAGAAAAGGAGGACUGGCCACCUGAACGGGCUGCACCCGCAGGCAGAGAGCGCCCAGGCCUGCCCGGCGCAGUGCCUCGAGCAGCCCCUCCAGAGAAACGUGUCGCCCACGUCGGCAGCAGCGGCGGACGAGCACCCGCCCUGCCGGACGGCUGUGGCGCUGAGUGGGGAAUGCCGGGAAAUCGUGCCUCACACCGAAGUGGUGGACCUGAAGGCGCAGCUUCAGGUGAUGGAGAACCUGAUCAGCUCCAGCCAGGAGACCAUCAAAGUGCUGCUGGGCGUGAUCCAGGAGCUGGAAAAGGGCGAGGCUCAUCGGGAAGGGCUUUCCUACAGGACUGGCCAGGACACGGCCAACUGCGCAACGUGCAGGAACAGCGCCUGCAUCAUCUACAGUGUGGAACUGGACUUCAAGCAGCAGGAGGACAAGCUGCAGCCCGUCCUGAGACGCCUGCACCCCACCGAAGAAGCUCAGGUCGCACCCUUGCCUUACUCGCCGGAGACCUACUCCGCCACGCCCAAGCAAAAACCCAAACCGGAAGCCAAGAAGCACGGAAGAUGGAGGCUCUGGUUCCUCUAAGAGGCGCCCGGAGCCCCAGGGCCGCCGCCUGGGAGGCGCUGGGGAGGCCCUGCCUCAAAGGUUCCGAACCCGUGGAGCGGGCCGCCGUGGGGCCGCACCCAUCUCACCACGCUUACCAAAAAGGCCUUUUUCCUGAACAGACGACGAAAUGGAAGCGAGGGACUCGCCGAGACCUUGCCGCUGCUCUGCGGGGCCCGAGGGCGCAGAGGCGGAGGCCCUCCCC
Monodelphis domestica (gray short-tailed opossum) is the source of this 1567-nucleotide messenger RNA. RefSeq names its product inhibitory synaptic factor 2A (gene INSYN2A). Gene Ontology annotation, biological process: inhibitory postsynaptic potential. NCBI's taxonomy places the organism in Eukaryota, Metazoa, Chordata, Mammalia, Didelphimorphia, Didelphidae. The record is from RefSeq and is a predicted model, not a curated record. Gene Ontology annotation, cellular component: postsynaptic density.